This is a messenger RNA of Fomitopsis serialis, 927 nucleotides long. RefSeq lists its product as uncharacterized. Bases 1 to 927 code for a protein of 308 amino acids. The record is from RefSeq and is a predicted model, not a curated record. NCBI's taxonomy places the organism in Eukaryota, Fungi, Basidiomycota, Agaricomycetes, Polyporales, Fomitopsidaceae. The transcript is spliced from 4 exons.
AUGGCCGUCCCCACCGCGCAAGACUACGACAAUGUGUGCGACAACCAGGCCCUUCCAAUGGCGAAGGCAGCAUUUGUCAGCUGGCAAGACAACCUAAGCACAGCCGAAGCCAAUGCGCAGCUUGUGAAAUCGAUGUGCAUGGCUGCGCUCACGACGGGGCUCAAGCGUCUUUCCGACGAGAACACCCAGACGGCGCUAGGUAUUACGGAUGCCAUGGCCCGCUUUUGGGAUAUCGUGGGUGGCGCGGAGGAAUCGGGGGAAGCGACACUUUCACGUUUGAGUGACAUAGUCAUCCCAAAAGCGAGCCGAGAGCCGGAGCCCCUCAUUCAGGUCCCGCCGGGUGUUGCAUGGAUGUCCGCGAAGCAUGAGGUCGACGAUGAAUCACUAGGCACCGGGCUUCUCCCCCCGGGUGAGGUCUCAACGUCCGCGUUUCGCACACAAGUACACGACACGCUUGCCGCCGAGAACAGCCGGGUGGAGGCAGUGGAUGAGAUGGUAGAGGCGCAGAUAGCGGAAUGUGAGGCGGAUCAAGCCGCCAUGAAUCGUGUGGAGAUGCUCCACAGCCAGGAGCAUGUCGGACACUCCUUGUACCGACUGAACCUACGACUCCUCCCCUCCCUCGUCAUUCCAGUUCCGCAAAGUCCCCCAGGGUUUGGCCAGCCGAGGCAGGACGGCACCAUGCAGAAGGUGCUCGAUCAAGCGGAGGAGAUUGAGUUCCUCCAUGAGUGCAUCGCCGCGCUGAAAGCGCACAACGACUACAUGGACGAAUACAUCUCGGCCGAAAUUCGGUUCUGGGAGUCAGCCUUGGCGGCGAAUGAGCGGGACGUCCAUGACUGGUUCGCGAGGGGUGCCGAGCACCCUGUCAUGGAAGAUACGGUAUACUUUACUCAAAACUACACUGAGUUCGUUAGCCUCGAUGACAUGUGA